Molecule: messenger RNA, 1244 nt
Organism: Conger conger (European conger)
Lineage: Eukaryota; Metazoa; Chordata; Actinopteri; Anguilliformes; Congridae
Product: girdin-like
Exons: 7
Coding region: 741-1244 (167 amino acids)
Biological process (GO): cytoskeleton-dependent intracellular transport; cytoplasmic microtubule organization
Cellular component (GO): cytoplasm; centrosome
Molecular function (GO): microtubule binding; dynein light intermediate chain binding
Source: RefSeq, a predicted model, not a curated record
GCAGCGGUAUGGAAAUCAGGAGGUUGUGCUUCGGCUCGUCGCUUCCUGACCGAAAAACUGGAGCCGUUAUUUGGACUGGAGGAGGAGAAGGGAGCAUGUGUGGAUUGUCGCCGGAGUUAGCCAGCUAGCAUUAGCCACUUCACCACCGGGAAUACCAAUGCACACGACAGCUAGCUACCGUUUCCUAACUAGUCAACUAUUUAUCUAGCAUUUCUCCUUCGAAGAAGAAGAAGCUGGAUACCUUGGAAGAAAGUUAAUUAUUGAGUUGUUGACAAACGGCAGCACCAUACAUUCACGUCUGGUUUUGUGUAAAUGAACUUAACAUUUGAAUGUGGAUAAAGGCUACAUUUUGUUUUCAUUGCCAGUUCGGUUGGUAAGGAAGGAAGAGGAAGACUUCUGUCUGCCGCGUGCAAACAAUGCUUCACUGCGAUGCCUCGCUGCUUCAUUUUAUGCGGCUAGUUGCCUGUCGGAAUUCCCAAACCGUUUCGUUUCGUCUUCUGGGAUUUUAAGGAGAUAAGAGGGAAAUGCUUGGACUAACGAUAGUCCUUUUCUACCCGGGAAAGGAGCAUCUGAGUUUUCCAGCCGUCAGCAAAAGGAGCCGUGCCCGCACAGAAAAGUGAAGCCCCGUUUGGAUGUAUUCCGGGCGGGAUUCAGUCAGGAUACAGGGAAGCGCUGUUUCUCUCAUUCUUUCCAGUAGCUCGCUAACAGCCUAAAAUCGGAGUAUUUAUUCCCGUAUCAAAAUGGAAAGCGAGGUGUUUACACCUUUGUUGGAGCAAUUUAUGCUCACUCCGUUGGUCACUUGGGUGAAGACCUUCGGGCAGUUAGGUGAGAAAGACGGGAGCAAACUUUCAGAAUACAUCGAACUGGUGGACGGCAUCUAUUUAAACGAGAUUAUGCUGCAGAUAGACCCCACGGCCUCGGUGCAGAGGACCAAUAAGAGUGUGAACCACGACUCCACGCUGCGCAUCCAGAACCUCACGCUGCUCGUCCGACACGUCAAAGCGUACUACCAGGACGCACUGCAGCAGUUCAUCAUGAUGCCUCUGCCUGAUGUUCUGGUUCUGGGGCGGAACCCUCUCUGUGAGCAAGGCCUGGAGGAAAUGAAGAAAUUACUGCUGCUAUUACUGGCUGUGCGGUGCAGGUUCCGGGACGUCGGCUGUGAGGAGAAGGAGGAGUACAUCGACCGGAUCCAGACCUUAGACUUCCACACCAAGGCCGAGAUCGCCUCACACAUCCAGAGGUAA